Orbicella faveolata is the source of this 5409-nucleotide messenger RNA. RefSeq lists its product as uncharacterized. The record is from RefSeq and is a predicted model, not a curated record. NCBI's taxonomy places the organism in Eukaryota, Metazoa, Cnidaria, Anthozoa, Scleractinia, Merulinidae.
CGUAUUCCAUAGUCAUUAUAGUAGGUAACCUUGAUCAUGCUGAAACUCAAGGAAAAUGUGUCUUUUCAAUGGCAGCCUUUUCAAUUGCACAGCAAGCAAUAUCGUGACUGAAAGCCCUAGCUAGAAAUGCCAUGUAUUUGCUAAGAGAAUGAACUAAGAACAGAAAAAAAAUACUUUUCUACCUCAUGCAGGUGUGACUGAAACUCUACCUCUUUGCUCGUUUGAUUAAGAUGGCAGCUGCUGCCCCUUCACCCCUGGCCAGCUCUGUGGAGAAGACAAAUGGAGCCAAGCUGAGUAGACUUCUCAUUGAUGGUGGAUCAACGGUUCUUAGGACGAUUUUCGACAGAUAUCAUCCCCCAGCAGAUCUGCUGGUUGAUCUCAGUGCAAACUAUCACACUCUGAACAAUCUCUUAAGGAGGAGGGUUUUACAUAAACCUCAGUGGGACCUACUAUUCCCACCUAGUGGGGCCACACCAGACUCAAACACAUUUGAUAUCACUUUGUUAUUCCUCCUUCUAACCAACAUUUGUGGACUCUCCCCUCCCCCCUCGGGUUGGCACACUAAGCCACCCCUUAGUGACACUUCUGUUGAGGCAAACCUUGCUCGCAUCAAGUUUUUCCGCAAUGAGUUGUACGGUCAUGUUACCAGUACUGGUAUUAAUACACCUACUUUCUCUGCUCUGUGGCUGGAAAUUGGUGCUGUUCUUGCUGCUCUUGGUUUGCCUCAGGCGGAAAUUGAUAGAUUGAAGGCAGAGCGUUGUGGGGAGGAAGAAUUCAUUGACGUGUUGUUUGACUGGGCUGAAAGUGAAGAGGAUAUCAAAUCACAGCUGAAGGACAUACGUCAGACUCAACUAGAAGUACAACAAGCUGUUGAUGAAGUGCAUUUGACUCAACUAGAGGAUCGUAGAAUACUUCAGGAUAGCAAGAAGAAACUGGAAGAAGUACAUCAGGUACAGACCGAAACACAGCAAACUGUUGAUGAAGUAUGUCAGUCCCAGAUCCAAACACAGCAAACUGUUGAUGAAGUACGUCAGUCCCAGACUGAAACACAGAAAACCGUUGAUGAAGUACGCCAGUCCCAGAUCCAAACACAGCAAAUUGUUGAUGAAGUACGUCAAAAACAACUAGAAGAUCGUGGGACAAUUCAAGAUAGCAACAUGAAGCUACAAGAGGUAUUUCAGAUCGAGAGAAAAACACAUCAAGUUGUCACAAAUGUUCGUGAAACUCAAACUGAUGAUAGCAAAGUAAUUCAGAAAAUAAGUGAGAGGCAAACGAACACAGAGAGGGGAGUUGCGAAGCUGCUCGACAGACAGGAAGAAUUCCAUCAGAUACUUCAGGAGACAAAGUCAAGAGUAGAAGAAAGCCACGAGAAGCUAUUGACAGCCCAAGAUGAACACUUUGAAGCUAUGCGACAAGAUUUGAAGGAAAGAGGUGAAGACUCUGAAGGGCGAAGAGAAAAGCACAGAGAAAACGAAAUUCUCAAGAAACUCGCUAAGAUUGAUACCUUGAAGAAUGUAAGAGAUCACGCCGACAGAUACGUAGAGGGAACGCGUUUGUCAAUCCUAGCCGAAGUCGAGAGUUGGUUAGAAGACAGAAGUUGCCCAAAUCGUGUGAUGGUGAUCAGUGGAAAUGCUGGGAUGGGGAAGUCUGUAAUCUCAGCCGUUAUGUGUGAAAAGAUGCAAGAAGCUGGGCGGCUAGCCGGAAGCCACUUUUGUCAGCAUGGCAGGGCGCGCCACAGGAAUCCCAAGGUGAUGCUACAGUCUUUAGCCAGUCAGCUGUGUGAUUCUCUGCCAGACUACAAGAAAGCUCUCGUAGAAAAGCUGUCAAGAAAUCUGGGUGUGGAGAUAAACAACAUGGAGGUGAUGGAUCUGUUCGAAGUGCUGUUUGAAGAACCUCUAGCCAGCUUGAACGACCCUGGUUUGACCUAUCUGAUGGUAAUAGAUGGACUGGACGAAAGCGAAUUCCAGGGACGAAAUGAGCUUGUAGACGUAAUUGCUAAUUACUUCCAAAGUCUUCCACUGUGGAUUCGAUUUCUGGUGACAACGCGACCGGAAAGAAACGUAGCAGAAACUCUAAAGAAUUUGCGCCCCUUGCAGCUGGAUCCAAACGUUGAAGAGAACGUGAAGGAUAUUCAAUUCUGCUUUGAAAAGCGACUCGGCCAUUUAUUGCAAUCUGAGCAUCGAGAAAUCAUCUUGCAAGCGCUGGUUCAAAAGUCAGAGGGAGUCAUGCUAUACGCACAUUACCUGGCAGAUUUCAUAAAGAAGGAAGUGCCAGUUUUAACCCCUGAACUGCUGGACAGCAUCUUACCAUCAGGUAUUUCGUCUGUGUACCAAUCGUAUUUCAAACGAUUGGAGACUGAACUUUGUAAGGAACUUAACGUCACGGAAGACCAAUUUUUGACAUUUCUGAGUGCGGUCGCAGCCGCUAGAGAGCCAUUGCCACUCGGUUUCGUUUCUAAAUUGUUGCUACGAGGUAAAUCGACAUCAUUGCUUCAGCGAAAAGUAAGUACGGCAAUUGCUUGUGUCUCGGCACUUUUACCCGUUCAAGACGAUUGUAUUCACUUUUUUCACAAGUCGGUCAAAGACUGGUUGAUUGAAAAAUCCAACUACGGACAGCACCACUUCAUUGUUGCUGAAAAGGAAGGCCAUGAAGUCCUUUCCAAGCUGUGCAUUGUUGAAUUUGAUGAGGUGAAACGAGACGGCGUCAACUGCAAAUAGUUCAGUGACACUACAGAGUACGCACUGCAACAUGGAGUUCAACACAUGCUACAACUAGAGAAUGCGAGAGUAUACAGCCUUGAGGACGUUGUUAAGAAAUUUGUUUUGGACGUAGAGCUUGUGUACGCAAAGUUGUGUGUGAAUGUUACGGCGGCUUCCGAAGACAUUGUUUCCGUCCAGAAGCAAGCGGGCAUCGAAGAACUUCAAAGGGCCCUUAACACUUUGUUGCUCUUGUUAAGAAAGCAUAUCGACACAUUAGAAGAACUCCCUCAUACCAUCUUCCAAGCGUUGUUGAACGAGGGGGGAGAUCCAUUUUCUCCCGAAGCUUCAAGAUUAUUGGAGAGUAAAUAUUCUGAAAUGACCUAUAUGGAAUACUUGCACAAAGAGGAUCUGCAAGGGGGUUUUCGAACCAAAUUUGAAUGUUCAGCUGCCGUAACUUGUUUUGAUGUUUCAUCACGGUUAGACUACAUGGUAUGUGAAUGUGUUGAUCGCACGAUUCAGCUAUGGUCGCUCGAUACUGGUGGGCUGGUAUGGGAACGAGAUGUCAAGGUAGAGAAAAAUUACGACUGUAACUCUGACGAAGAUGACUUCAACUACUAUGAACCAUAUAGACCAGGCCCGACAUAUGGUAGGCAGUCAUUUUAUCGCUCAGUAGUGUUCCAUCCUACAGAGGGCCUUGUCUUACCAGGAAUCCUCAGCCAUGCCUAUACGUUUGACGGGGACUUGAAACCGCUUUUUCUUUCGAGCAAGUGCCGUUUUUCGGUUUGUUCAGUUUCUGCAGACAAGAUCAAGAUGCUAACUGAUUGCACCAACGAUGCCAAAUUAGUCAUCAUGUGGAGUCUCACAGACGGCUCGGAGAUAAAUCGUUUCGCAUGGAAUUGCCAAGUUUCGUCUUUUGCUUGGUCUCGCGAUGGAAGACUGCUAGCAAUUUCUGACCAUUCUGGGUCGAUAACUUUGGUUGACGUCAUGAAUGGUUUUAAAACACUAGCACUGACAUCUACUUCAGUAGUUUGUGGAGCGAUAAAGUUCUCCCUUGACUGUCGAUGCCUUUAUUGCUUGAGUUUAGGCUUUUUUGAUUGCGAUUUCUUUCGUUUAGACGUCAACAUGAAAAAUGACGGCAACUCUUCUUUAGAUGUCUUUCCUGAUGAAGUCUCUUACAAACCCUGGGAAUUUGAAUCGUGUAGUGAGACCGGCUUUUUAUUAGGAGAUCCUUUUUGCUGGUCACCUGAAACAAAUAGCAUCCAACAGCAGCCCAUUCUCGUUUUUGUGCUAAACGAACAAUCUGUGUUGAGAGUUUCUUCUUACUUCAGCAGCGUCAUAGAAAUGUCAAACCUUGAUGAACUGACGAAAAACAGUGCUGGAGUUUCGAAAACUAUUGUGAAGAAAGUCGUAUUAUCAUUGAAUGGUGACGCUCUGUACGUUAUCACUGAAACAAGUGGGACCCCAGCAACACUAAAAGCUUGGGACAUUUCAAGUGGCAUGUUCAAAGCAGAGAAAAACGAUUUUGAUUAUAUUCACUAUAUUCUAGUAGCUGUAAGAGAAGGUGUUCUUUUGCGAACCAGAGGGGACACCCUUGAGUUGUGGAAUUUUGAGUUGUCUGAGUGCAUCCGAAGUUGGACUGACUUAGGGGAUAUCACUGAAGUAAUCCCCAUAUCAGAAGAACAAGUGACCUGUGUAGAGAGGGCCCGUGAAGAAGAUAGCACUAGUGAAGAGGAGAGCGCCUGUGAAAAGGAGAGCGCCUGUGAAAAAGAGAGCGCCUGUGAUGCACGGAGUAAAGUCAUCGUUGUGGAUACAAGCAGGGAAGGCAUUGUGUCAACAGUCAAUUUACGUGGUGAUUUUAUUACAUGUAACAGUAAAUGCCACGUGAUGUCCGUUGAGUACAGUAAUCAGGAUGUGUAUGGUGUAUUGCAGAUGCAGUGCGGCGACAAAGUUCUCUGGAAGAUGGAGGAACCGGUGUUUAGCGCCGAUUGGCAUACCUCUGGUCAAUCAUUUUCUCCUACUGAACAGUAUUGUGUACUUGCUGGAAGACGACGAUUUGCCGAGGAUUUUAACCUAAACCUUUACGUCCUCGAUGCACUUUUAGGAAAGAUACUCCACACGUUAUGUUCAUGUAAUCAUAUUUUUGGUGGUGAGCCUUACUAUAAGUUUGUUAGUGAAGAGGAGUGCGUUACCUGCUUCGGUGAUGAAGUGAUCGGUGCUUUUCUUCAGCUGUUUAAUGUCAAGUCUGGUGACCUGCUAAGUGAAAUAGCUUUGGAAAGCCGUGUGUACAGUUUAGCAGCUUGUCUGCCUAAGCGUCUUAUCGCCAUUGGCUUUGAGGAUUCCAAAGUGAAUUUCAAAGUUCUUCAGGUGAAGUUGCCGCGAGAUGAAGACAGCAGGAAGAGGAAAAGGUGAAAUAUUACUAAGAACCCGGCAAAGUUGCAGUGCAACGACUACUGAGAGUAUUUGACCAAUCACAACACGACUUUGAAACUAAAGAUUCUGAGUUUAUCUGUGGUCUCACUAAUCAUGUUCGAGCAGCGCGAUAUCUUAAGUAGUCCUUCGAACAGAAAUUUUAGAUUGCCUGGUCAUUACGUUCAAAUUUCGUCGACUUGAACAACGCAAUAAGCGAACGAUGAAGUUAAUUCGAGUUGAACCCAGCGCAUAGGAACAAAUUCUUCGCAGUCUAGCAACAAAAAAUGAUAAUUUUAAAACA